AUGUCACUUAUUUAAUUAAAGUUAAGUUUGUUUAACUAAAUUGAGUCAAACGUUAGUCACUUCCAGUUCUAGCCUCAAAAGUCAAAACUACUAAAGUAGUGUGAAUUUUUCUAAUUUAUAACUACAAAAAUGGUUUAAGUGAAAGCAAGUGAUGUGAACCGCUCGAACGCCUUGUUCGCCCCCUUAUUUACCUUAAAUUAAGUUCAAUGGGGGCAAAUUGAUGUGAACGUCGAGAAUGCCUCGCUCACCCCCUCGCAAACGUCGGCGUUCACCCCCACGCCCCCUCUCAUCCUACGCCUCUUCCCUAGCCCCCUUCCUCGCCCACUACGCUAACAUCACCAACCCCCGCGACUUCUGGAAAUUCCACUCAAAAUACUCCUCACUGGGCAAAACCGACCGGAGCAAAAUCCUCAAUCUCACAUUCACCGAUAAUUGUCUCUACGACAAACUCCCAGUUCGGGUCCCCCAUGAAGACUUCAACGACUUCCUCAUCGCAAUCCGCGUGUAUCAGGACUUCCAACAGAAGUCCAAAUUUGCAAAACUGCGUAAACUGCGACAGGGGCAAAGCGAGCUUCCAAUUGCGGGGUACAAACGCGAGAUUUUGGACAAGUUGGGGGGCUGUCGGGUUAUGUUAAUCGCCGGGGACACCGGCUGUGGGAAAAGUACACAAGUCCCCCAGUUUGUGUACGAGGGGGGCUAUCGGAAGAUCGUGUGCACACAACCACGAAGAAUUGCGUGUGUGUCGUUAGCGAAAAGGGUGGCGCAUGAGACUUUGACCGAUUUUAAGACAACAGUGGGGUACCAAAUCCGGUUCGAGAGGAGUAAAAGGGCUGAUACUUGUAUAGUCUUCAUGACGGAGGGGCUAUUACUGAGACAAGCCCAAGAAGAGACUUUAAACACCUACGAUGUUAUUAUUUUGGAUGAAGUGCAUGAAAGACACCUCCAUGGGGAUUUUCUAGUGGGGAUCAUGAAAUGUCUCCUGUAUAAAAGAGACAACUUUAAGUUGAUUUUAAUGUCGGCGACGAUAAAUCUCGAAUUGUUUACGAAUUAUUUCAAACGUGAGAAACUCGAAGUUGUACGAGUCCCCGGUCGGCUAUUUCCGAUCGAAAUCGUGUAUAAGCCGAUCAUUAGCGACCCCUAUGAGCGCAAACGGGAAAAACUCGACUGUACUCCUUACUUGCAAAUCAUCCAAAUGAUUGAUCAGAAAUACCAACCUAACCAAAAAGGUGACUUAUUGAUUUUCCUAAAUGGCUAUAGUGAAAUUUCGACACUAGCCGAUGCAGUGAUUGAGUAUAGCCAACUUAAGAAAAACUGGAUUGUGCUCCAACUUCACUCAAGUCUAAGUCUCGAAGAACAGGAUAAAGUCUUUGAUUAUCCUCCAGAGGGCGUCCGUAAAUGCAUAAUAAGUACGAAUAUAGCCGAAACAUCUGUCACAAUAGACGGAAUUAGAUUCGUUAUAGAUUCGGGGAAAGUCAACCGAAUGACAUAUCACACCUCUGGUGGGGUCAAUAAACUCACCGAAACAACAAUAUCCCAAGAUAGUGCUAAACAACGUGCUGGAAGAGCCGGUAGAACAGGUCCCGGUAUUUGCUAUCGCCUCUACUCUGAAGAAGACUUCAAAAACUUCGAAACUUUCACACCGGCUGAAAUCCAUCUUGUCCCCUUAGACACACUUUUACUACACAUGAUUUCGUUGGGAUUGACCGACUUGAACCACUUCCCUUUCUUGGAAAAACCCAGCGAGAGGAGUAUCGAAGAAGGCGUGGAAAAAUUGAAAUUCACUGGGGCUUUAGAAUUGCAAACUGAUUGUCUUUUGUUGACGCCGCUAGGGGACGCUUUGGGACAAUUACCGGUGGAUUUAAGCAUCGGUAAAAUGCUGGUUUUGAGUACUGUUUUUGGUAAUGUCAAUGCUGUUCUUGCGGUGGCAGCCCUGCUUAGUAUCCAAUCACCGUUGACACAAAACGCUUAUCGGAAUAGUGAAGCACAGGAAUUACGUCGAGUCUUGGAUUCGAAUCAUGGUGACCCGAUUUCGUUGCUUAAUUAUUACAAAGAGUGGUUGUCGGUAAAACAGAGUUCUGUACCGAUGGUCAAGUCCAAGGGCGAGUCGUCGAAGGUGUGGGCACGGAAGAGGUGUCUCGAAGAGCAGAGGUUUUACGAGGCUACUAAAUUACUAGAACAAUUUCGGGAUAUUUUAAACGAGGCUAAUCUCUUAUCAAAAGUCGCCUCACAAGACUUAUCAAGUGAGCAACGUGCUAUGAGACACGGUGAACUAAAACAGUUGAAAUCACUGAGAUACAAACUAAAAAAUGAGAAAAAGUCCGAGAGGAAACAAUUGAAAUAUGAGAUUUUUGAGGAGAAAGACGAGGAGGAAAAGACUGAUUUGAGAGAUGUUGAGUUUCGGAUAACGAAUGAUUUUACUCGAUUACAAAAAUUGUUAAAUGAAGCGUCAGCUGAUAGUUACAAAGACUUGAUUUUGUUGAAAUUGAUACUGACGAGUGGGUUGUACCCCCAGAUUGCCGUCGAGGAUGAGUUUAAUUCGAGUAAAACUGUAUCUGAACGGUUGUACCACACUAAAAACAAAAAUUAUGUGUUUUUGCGCCCUUUGAGUUACUUUGCGACCAAUCCGGAGGUGCUAGAGUUGCAUAAUGAUGAUAUAGAGGUGCCCCCUCCUGGCUAUUUCAGUAAACGACCAAUAAGCAAAAAACACCAAUUGUUGGUGUAUCAAACUAUUCUUGAGACAAAAAAAGUCUAUCUUGUUAACACAAUGCGAAUGCCUGCGAUCCAAACUUUGAUACUUUUUAGUAAAACAAUUGCGAGUAACAAAACUUUGACCAAGUUUGUUUUUGAUGAUUUUUUACUCCUCGAUGUGCCAUUUUACGGCCAAGGGAAGACAUUGUUAAUGCGAGGGUUGAAAUUGAGACACAAAUGGAAACGUGAGCUUGAAUCGAAACUAAAAGACCCUUCGCAAGAUUUUAACAAAAAAGAAAUCUUUUAUUUUAUCGACGAUUUGGUCAAUUUUGUCAAUACUGAUGUCAGUUAUAACAUAAAAAGAUUACUUCCGGCCGAUUUGAAAGAAAUCUACACGCGGGAGUCAGGUGGGGUUGAAACGACCGAGAAAAACCCCUUUGAGGAGUCUUAUAAAAUUGUUUCAAAUGAUGUGUUAGGGGGUGUUCAAGUGACUGAAAAUUUCACAUAUGGGUGUUUGUUGCAAGAGGAAUGGGCGUGUGAGAUUGAACAAAGGGUCGAAAUGGCCCCAUUUGAGUGUCAGUAUUGUAAAUCAACGAAAAUGGGGCUAUCGGUGUUUAAAACAAUACAACAUGAAGAGUUUUGUCGGCCGGUGAAAAACAGGCCUGAAGUGGAAAAAGUUGUAGUUAAGGCCAACUCGAAGGUGUUUCAUUGUGAUAAGUGUGGAAAGGACUUGGUUUUAACUCCGGUUGAGAUUUUGAGACACAAAAAAACGUGUAAUUAGGGGACUGUGUCCAAGUGUAUAAAUUGUAAGAAAUAAAUUUUAAGAUUAUA
Messenger RNA from Tribolium madens (black flour beetle), 3519 nucleotides. RefSeq names its product probable ATP-dependent RNA helicase DHX34. NCBI's taxonomy places the organism in Eukaryota, Metazoa, Arthropoda, Insecta, Coleoptera, Tenebrionidae. The record is from RefSeq and is a predicted model, not a curated record. The transcript is spliced from 2 exons. The coding region runs from base 236 to 3469 and encodes 1077 amino acids. Gene Ontology annotation, cellular component: intracellular anatomical structure. Gene Ontology annotation, molecular function: RNA binding; ATP binding. Gene Ontology annotation, biological process: nuclear-transcribed mRNA catabolic process, nonsense-mediated decay.